Molecule: messenger RNA, 564 nt
Organism: Monosiga brevicollis MX1
Lineage: Eukaryota; Choanoflagellata; Craspedida; Salpingoecidae
Exons: 4
Coding region: 1-564 (187 amino acids)
Source: RefSeq, a predicted model, not a curated record
AUGGACGUGGAAGAGGCCUCGGCUCGGGCUCACUACGUCGAAGUCCGCGUUUCAAGUCCAGAUACCAACACAAUGCUUGCAGUAUCCCACGCCAGUGAGGAUGAGGACUUGUUUCAGGCUGAUGCCCCUGAGCGGGACGUGCAUGGCGCCCCACCGUCGUCCAACCACGUCUCUUUGCGUGAGGGCUUACUCUAUGACUCCGACGAGGAAGAAGCCCACUUCGACCUCCUUGAUUCUCAUGCGGGCGAUGGCGACCUGCGUCUCGAGACCUUGCCUUUUUGGCGCUGCAGCGUUGGGUCCUCAUCAUCAUUGCUCAUCCAUUGCCGGGCGGCCCGUGCCCCUUGUAGCGUCCGACCCUGCUUCAAGAGCCCACGCACAGCGCGCUACUGGAAACAAAUUGUCGGCGCAUAUGCCAUGCUCAUCGUCGGGUUUGUGCUGAUCAUGGCCGGCGUUGCCCUCGAAGCAGAAAAGGUCAAGGUCUACUACGUCUUCAACACCUGCAUUGCCACUCACACAAGAUCCCAGCGCCACCUGGACGAUCUUUUUGCCCGCUUCGGCUCCUGA